Molecule: messenger RNA, 1620 nt
Organism: Archocentrus centrarchus (flier cichlid)
Lineage: Eukaryota; Metazoa; Chordata; Actinopteri; Cichliformes; Cichlidae
Gene: gla
Product: galactosidase, alpha
Exons: 7
Coding region: 164-1456 (430 amino acids)
Biological process (GO): glycoside catabolic process; oligosaccharide metabolic process
Cellular component (GO): cytoplasm
Molecular function (GO): alpha-galactosidase activity
Source: RefSeq, a predicted model, not a curated record
CGAGGAAAUGAGUAGCGAAACAACAACAGUCGCUCUUUACCGGUGUGUGUACAAGUGUCCAGCUGCACCUCUAAGCUGGUUUGCCAACCGCCAGUAAAACAAGAAGAAGAAGAAGAAGAAGAAGAAGAAGAAGAAGAAGAAGGGUCGAGCUGAAAAGUAAAAAAUGAGCAGGGCUACGUGUCUUCUCGCGAUUAUGAGCUUAAUGAGUCCUGCUGCUGAAGCGCUGGACAACGGGCUGGCGUUGAAACCAACUAUGGGCUGGCUGCACUGGGAGAGGUUCAUGUGUAAUAUCGAUUGUGAUACGGACCCUGAUAACUGCAUCAGUGAGCGUCUGUACAUGCAGAUGGCAGAUGUGAUGGUGAAGGAGGGCUGGAAAGAGGCCGGUUACGAGUACGUCUGCAUCGAUGACUGUUGGCCCUCCCACCAGCGUGAUGCCCAGGGCCGCCUGCAGGCAGACCCCAAACGAUUCCCAGGAGGCAUCAAGAAACUGGCCGACUAUGUCCACUCUAAGGGCCUGAAACUGGGUAUCUAUGCAGAUGUGGGAGAAAAAACCUGUGCUGGAUAUCCUGGAAGCCUGGGUUACUACGAGACAGAUGCCCAGACUUUUGCUGACUGGGAUGUGGAUCUGCUCAAAUUUGAUGGUUGCAAUAUGGUUCUGACUUUGCUCGGAGAAGGCUACAUAAACAUGUCGAAAGCACUGAACAACACUGGAAAGUAUAUCCUGUACUCUUGUGAGUGGCCAUUGUACGAGUGGCCUUUACGCCAGCCUAACUACACUGCCAUCCGUGAGACUUGUAACCACUGGCGCAAUUUCGGUGACGUGUUUGACUCAUGGACUUCUGUCAAAUCCAUCCUGGACUGGACUGCUCUUCAUCAGGACCUCAUCGUCCCUGCAGCUGGACCUGGGGGCUGGAACGACCCUGAUAUGCUCAUAAUUGGGAACUUUGGCUUGAGUCACGACCAGCAGGAAUCUCAGAUGGCAUUAUGGGCCAUCAUGGCAGCUCCUCUGCUCAUGUCCAAUGAUCUUAGAGACAUUUGUCCUCGCUCCAAGGAGCUCCUGCAGAACAGACGCAUCGUAGACAUCAACCAGGACUCAAUGGGAAAGCAGGGAUCCCGCACUGCUAAGGUGGACAGUUUUGAAGUGUGGGAGAGGCCUCUGUCUAACAACCGUCUGGCUAUUGCUGUGAUGAACAUGCAGGAGAUUGGCGGCCCUCGAGGGUUCAACAUCAAGGCUGUCCCCGGUUGGAAGAUCUGUGAUCCGCAGUGUAAUGUCACACAGAUCCUGCCUCAGUACAAGGAGAUGGGAGUUCAGAAUCAACACAGCAAAAUAAUUGUAGCUGUCAACCCUUCAGGCACAGCUCUGCUGACUGUCACUCCCAUCAGCAGUGACUCCACGAGGCUUUACAAGCUCAUCUGGAAGGGUACAUCUGUCAAACGAAAGCACACUAUUUUGUAGUCCUUAGGUGGUUAUUAAAUGCACUUUAGAUCUGUACAAUAUUUAAAUUGUCUGGGGAAAAAAAAAAAAUUUUUUUUUUUUUUUUUUAAAUCUUAUGUAAAACUGAGUGCAUACAUGUUUGCUUGAUGCAGCCUGGAAACUGAUUACUCUGUCACAUUUAUGUC